AUGGCGGACAGCAUGCCGGUGCUCCAGAAGGAGCUCAGUCAGAUCUCUCGGAAAGCAAGUCUGACACCAGCCGUCAACGACAUGGACAAGAUGAUCGCGCAUCUAGAAGCAGUGAGGGAACAGGUAGCCUCAGGUACGUGGAUAGCAUACUCCCGCCUGGUGCAGAGUACCGAAAAGAGACUGACCUUGGAUGCAGCACAAGACCCCCAUUCAGCUGGACUAGCCAUGACACGAUUGCAAAACCCGAUCAAGGAAGGGUUCGAACAAGUAAACGAGGAUCUGAAGAGGGUCUCUAAAGUACAGCGAGAGUUUGGAAAGUCAUUAGACAAGCACUUCCCCUCCAAGCCUUUACCGACCGAGCACGACGCCAUGGCUAAGCACCAUACCCUUAUCAACCGUGCCAUCGCUAUGCACCUGCUACGGGAAGGUCAGUUUAAUGUGGCCAGCACAUUCAUCGAAGAAGCAGCGGACCUGUCGCAGCCCUUGCCACCGGAGGACGACGUCGAAGAUGCCGAUGACGAUGCCGACAUGGAGACGGACGAGGACGAGGAGGGUGAAGUACACCACCAUUCACAUGCGCACGAGCCGCCACAUACAGAACUGGCCAGCAUCCAGUCUGCCGAGCUCCAGUCCCAGUUCGCACACAUGUACUCAAUACUACAAGCACUGCGCGCCCACGACCUCGGCCCUGCCAUAGAUUGGGCGCGGUCAAACUCGGAGGAGCUAGAGGCAAGAGGUUCCAAUCUCGAGUUUGAGCUCAGCAAGCUGCAGUUCGUGUGGCUCUUCAAGGGCGCCGGGCAGCACGCGGGCGUCGCAUCACACGAACCUCCCUUUUCCAGAGCGCGCGUCGACGAGGCCCUCCUCUACGCCCGCGAGCACUUUGCGCGAUUCCAGCCCCGCCACCUCCACGAGGUCCAGCAGCUGGCCUGCGCCCUCGUCUUCGCCUCCAACAUCCGCGACUCGCCCUACGCCGCUCUCUUCGGCGAGGACGCCGCCUCGCCGGCCGCGGCCGUCGUCGACGAGGAAGACAUCUCCCCGCCCGUCACCACGACGGCCACCAGCCUCGGCGGGCCGCUGGACGAGGUGGCCGCCUCCUUCACGCGCGAGUUCUGCAGCCUGCUGGGCCUGUCGGCCGAGUCGCCGCUCUACGUGGCCGCGACGGCGGGCGUCAUCGCCCUGCCGCGGCUCAUCAAGUACAUCAGCGCCACGCGCUCGCAGCGCACCGAGUGGACGACGGCCGACGAGCUCGCGUUCGAGACGCCGCUGCCGUCGUCGAUGAUCUACCACUCCAUCUUUGUCUGCCCCGUCUCCAAGGAGCAGACGACCGACACCAACCCGCCCAUGAUGCUGCCCUGCGGGCACGUCCUGGCGCGCGAGUCGCUGCAGCACCUGACCAAGGGCACCAAGUUUAAGUGCCCGUAUUGCCCGUCCGAGGGACACACCAAGGACGCCAGGCAGAUCGUCUUGUAG
Thyridium curvatum is the source of this 1470-nucleotide messenger RNA. RefSeq lists its product as uncharacterized. The transcript is spliced from 2 exons. Gene Ontology annotation, cellular component: nucleus; cytoplasm; GID complex. Gene Ontology annotation, biological process: proteasome-mediated ubiquitin-dependent protein catabolic process. The coding region runs from base 1 to 1470 and encodes 489 amino acids. NCBI's taxonomy places the organism in Eukaryota, Fungi, Ascomycota, Sordariomycetes, Thyridiales, Thyridiaceae. Gene Ontology annotation, molecular function: ubiquitin protein ligase activity; protein binding. The record is from RefSeq and is a predicted model, not a curated record.